AGGCUGAUUGGCCCUCGGUAGACGGUCGGUCGCGGUUGUAUCUGGGAAGGAGAGAAAAUGGCGGCGGAGCCGAGCAAGACCGAGAUUCAGACCCUAUUCAAGAGGCUCCGCGCGGUGCCGACCAACAAGGCGUGCUUCGACUGCGGCGCCAAGAACCCGAGCUGGGCCAGCAUCACGUACGGCGUGUUCCUGUGCAUCGACUGCUCUGGCGUGCACCGCUCGCUGGGCGUGCAUCUCAGCUUUAUCAGGUCCACGGAAUUGGAUUCCAACUGGAACUGGUUCCAACUGCGGUGUAUGCAGGUCGGGGGCAACGCCAACGCGACGGCUUUCUUCCGCCAGCACGGCUGUACCACUAAUGAUGCCAACAGCAAAUAUAACAGCCGGGCAGCCCAGACCUAUCGGGAGAAAAUCCGGCAACUGGGGAGUGCUGCCCUUGCCAAGUAUGGCACUGAUCUUUGGAUAGACAAUAUGAACAGUGCUCCAGGCCAUUCCCCAGAAAAGAAAGACUCAGAUUUCUUCACAGAACAUACCCAGCCUUCGGCCUGGGAUGUGCCAGCCUCCGAGCCUCAAGCCCCUGAACAACCGCCAUCCCAACCCAUGGAGAGCAGUGUCCCUGAACAGCCUAAGAAGGGCCCUACAGCUGACCUGCUCAGUACUUCUCCCAAAACUUCUCUAGAGUCCAUGUUUCUGUCAGCCCAAGGGUCUGUUCCUGCCAGAGAAUUGAAAUCCUCAAUCAUUGGCAAGAAGAAGCCAGCGGCGGCCAAGAAAGGGUUGGGCGCCAAGAAGGGGCUGGGGGCCCAGAAGGUAAGCAGCCAGAGCUUCAGUGAGAUCGAACGACAGGCCCAGGUGGCUGAGAAGCUUCGGGAGCAGCAGGUGGCCGAGGCCAAGAAGCAGGCGGAAGAGUCAGUGGUCACUUCCAUGCGCCUGGCCUACCAGGAGUUGCAGAUUGACCGCAAGAAAGAGGAAAAGAAGCUACAGAGCCUGGAGGGACAGAAGCGGGAGCAGGCGGAGCGGCUGGGCAUGGGCCUGGUGUCCCGAAGCUCCGUCUCCCACUCGGUCCUGUCAGAGAUGCAGGUGAUUGAGCAGGAAACGCCCGUGAGUGCCAAGUCCUCCCGCUCACAGCUGGAUCUCUUUGAUGACACUGGUAGCUUUGCUUCUGGCCCCCCGAAGUACAAGGAUAACCCCUUCUCCCUGGGGGAUGGCUUUGCUUCCCGAUGGGACACAGAUGUCUCAUGGAGUGUGGACAGACUGGAGGAGAAGGAGCCAGAAGUGACCAUCUCCAGUAUCCGGCCGAUCUCAGAAAGACCCACAAACCGCAGAGAGGUCGAGAGCCGGCCGUCGGCUGUGGAAUCCAACGAAGCCCGUCAGAAGUUUGCUGGAGCCAAAGCCAUCUCAUCAGACAUGUUCUUCGGGAGGGAAAUAGAUGCCGAGUAUGAAGCCCGGUCUCGGCUGCAGCAGCUCUCGGGCAGCAGUGCCAUCAGUUCUGCAGACCUCUUUGGGGAGGUGGAUGGAGCCCAUGGAGCAGGAGGGGUGUCUCUCGGGAAUGUGCUCCCUGCAGCCGACAUUGCCCAGUUCAAACAAGGAGUCAAGUCUGUGGCUGGCAAGAUGGCCGUCCUGGCCAAUGGGGUGAUGAAUUCUCUGCAGGAUCGCUAUGGCUCCUACUGACCCCGGCGGCCUGUGGCGGCAGCAGCAACAGCAAGAGAACCCGUGUUCCCUUGAGUGGGGCCUCUAGCCCCAGAGUCGUGGGGGAUGUGUGUGCGUGUGCGCCUGUUUCCGCAGGUGGCCCUGGGAAUGCAGGAUGAAGGGGAUGGUCUCACACUGACCCCUUCUCCCUCCAGCCCUUUCCUUUCAGACCCUUACCUCCUGGGUGCCAGCUCAGUGUCCCCCUUCCCCGCACUGCAGCUGCUGCUCCCCGUGACCUGCUGUGCUGGGGAGGAUUGUCUUGUGUCUCCCUCCUGCCCCCGCCACCCUGAGGAAGGGAAGGUCGGACGGCCCCGAGGCCUUUUUGAGAACGCAGGGUGGGUCCCUUUUUGCACUGGGCUCCAUGGUGAGAGGCAGGUUGGCCUGGACAGAGGCCCCAACGAGGGCCAGGCGGUGGGAGGGGAAAGACCUUACUUUGAGCUUUCCAUAAAGGGCUACAAAACUGAUCCCGUUAUCUUGAGUGCUCAGGCCCCUCCUGUGCCCAUGCCACCCCGAUUUGCACUAAUCACUUCUGCCUUUGUGGGGGGAGGCUUGGCCCUUCACAGCUCUCCCCUCCUGGGCUGGGGUGUGCCAGGGGCAGCAGUUCCUCCUGCCUCCCCCACCUCCAGCCCAGGAAGUGGCCAGGCAUGUACCAUGGCCUUUGGAAGCCACGAAGCCUCACCAUAUAGCCGUUUCUUGGUUCCCGUCCACUUUGGUGAGCUGUGGUCUGAGAGGCUGGGACAGGUGCCUCCUGGGGUCGUGUGGCUUUCCCCUAGCCUGACCAGAUGCAGGGAGUGAAGGGAGAGUCCAGGAAGGGAAAUGAGCUCUUGGGGCACCAGCUGGGCUUUUCCCCCUUGUGGGCCAGGAGGCUGCUGUUCUCUCUGGGGGUGGGGGGCUGUUCUGGGACUGGCCAUGGAGGGCCAUGGUGCUGCUUAGCGCCAUGGGACACUCCUCUUCCCGCCUUCCCCCAAAGGGACAUGACUUGCUUUAUGGACUGUUUGUAUUAUUUGGAAAAAAGUGGUGUCAAUAAAAGCCAAGCUGGGCCCCGGGCCCCUCUUUGGGCUGAACUGAA
Monodelphis domestica (gray short-tailed opossum) is the source of this 2752-nucleotide messenger RNA. It is a transcript of the gene ARFGAP2, whose product is annotated as ARF GTPase activating protein 2. The record is from RefSeq and is a predicted model, not a curated record. Gene Ontology annotation, molecular function: GTPase activator activity. Lineage: Eukaryota; Metazoa; Chordata; Mammalia; Didelphimorphia; Didelphidae. Gene Ontology annotation, biological process: COPI coating of Golgi vesicle.